Molecule: messenger RNA, 1431 nt
Organism: Pedinophyceae sp. YPF-701
Lineage: Eukaryota; Viridiplantae; Chlorophyta; Pedinophyceae
Source: the annotation of a GenBank genome assembly
AUGACAAUCGUCCGCGCGAAGGGGACCUUUGAGUUCUCCCCGAAAGCGGGCGAAAAGCGCGGCCACGAAGCAGCCGCCGGCGACGAUGGGCCCGGUGAUGAAAGGGAGCGCGGCACAGAGGCUGGCGUAGAGGACGACGUGUCCGACGAGGAGCUGCAGCGGCGCCGCGUUGCCGCGUACAAGCCCCCAGACCCCACCCACUGGGACCUCCCAGACACCCACAAGAAGUGGGACGACGAAUUAGCGGCACUCAUCGCCGACAAGACCCCCCCCCCGCCCCCCGAAGCCGCGGGGGAGUGGUGGCGCGGCAUGGGCGAGCCGCGGUACAUGGUCGCGCCCAUGGUCGACGCCAGCGAGCUCCCGUUCCGCCAGCUGUGCCGCAAGCACGGCGCGACGGCCGCCUACUCGCCCAUGUUCCACGCGCGCCUUUUCGCCGAGAGCGCUCCCUACCGCGCGGAGCAGUUCAGCACGUGCGAGGCGGACCGGCCGCUGUUCGUGCAGUUCUGCGCGAACGACCCGCCCACGCUGGUGCGCGCCGCGAAGCUCGUGGAGGGCCAGUGCGACGCGGUGGACCUCAACCUGGGCUGUCCGCAGCGCAUCGCGAAGCGCGGGCGGUACGGGGCGUUUUUGAUGGAGGACAUCGACCUGGUCGAGAGCCUCGUGCGCGCGCUGCACAAGGAGAUCAGCACGCCCGUGACCGUCAAGAUUCGGUGUUUCCCGGACGUGCGCGAGACCAUCAAGUACGCCCGCCGCCUCGAGAAGGCCGGCGCGUACCUCGUCGCCGUCCACGGCCGCACGCGCGAACAGAAACGCGCCGCCGAGGUCGCGGCGGACUGGGAGCAGAUUCGCGCCGUCAAGGCCGCGCUCAGCGUCCCCGUGUGCGCCAACGGCAACGUCCGGUGCGUCGAGGACGCCGACCGGCUGAUGAAGUUCACGGGCGCGGACUCGUGCAUGUCGGCCGAGAGCCUGCUGCGCAACCCGGCGAUGUUUGGCCAGCGGCGGGAGGGGGGGGGGGAGUCGUGGCAGCCGCCGGCGUCGGCGACGCCCGCCGCGAACUGCGCGGACCUGCUCCUCGAGUACCUCGACGAGGUCGAAAACCACCCGGUCCAAAUGAGGAUGAUCAAGGGUCACGUGCACCAGCUAUUGGGAGAUUGGCUUCAGGAGUUCACCGACCUGCGCGACGUGGUCAACGGCGCGAACGGCGCGGGCCCGCCGACGGUCGCGCGCCUGCGCGACAUGGCCGUGGACAUCCGGGAGCGCAUCCGCGCCGCGGGGCGGCCGUAUCCAGUCCCCAGAUUGAGUUGGAGGGCAAUCAAGAGAAUCCGAUUGGAGGCGGCGCGGCAGGCGGCGCAGGAGGCGCAGGAGAAGGAGGAGGCCGAGGUGGCGGCGCUGGACGCGCGCGCGGUGGACCCGCCGGCGCCGGGGACGUGA